AUGAUACACCUGUCAAUGCGUCGACUGGCUAUUGUCGGGCUCCUCGCUCAGGCGUCGGCCAGCCCUCAAACUCCUCUGCCGGUAGCCGCUCCGCAGUAUGUUAACCAACCUGAGAGAGCGGCAGCCGUCAAAGAAGCCUUCCAGCGCUCUUGGGACGGAUAUCGCAAGUUCGCCUUCCCAAAUGACACACUUAAGCCGGUGUCCAACACGGCUGAGAACGACCGAAAUGGUUGGGGUGCCAGUGCUGUGGACGCCUUGAGUACUGCCAUCCUCAUGGAGAACAAGGACGUUGUAGGUCAGAUUCUAGAAUUCAUACCUACAAUCAACUUCAACGUGACGGACAGCGAGGUGUCUUUAUUUGAAACGACUAUCCGAUAUCUUGGCGGCAUGUUAGCAGGACAUGACUUACUCAAAGGACCCCUUAAAGACCUCGUCAGUGACCAGACCGGCGUAGACAGUCUUCUCGCACAGUCGAAGAAGCUUGCAGACAAUCUCAAAGUCGCGUUCGAUACGCCAACCGGCAUCCCCGAUAAUACGCUUAUCUACGAUCCCAAACCGCGCAAGCAAGGCUCUGACACAAACGGCAUUGCAACCAUAGGGACGUUGGUACUAGAGUGGACUCGUCUCAGCGACUUGACGGGGGACAAGCAAUACGCCGAUCUAUCACAGAAGGGCGAGAAUUUCCUUCUCAAGCCAAACGAGGAGGUCUUCCCCGGUCUGUUGGGUACGGACGUCUUCAUUUCAAAUGGUACAUUCGCAGAUCGGUCCGGUGGCUGGAACGGAGGCACCGACAGCUUCUACGAAUAUCUCAUCAAGAUGUGGGUGUACGACCAGAAUCGAUUUUCCCUUUACAAGGAUCGCUGGAUUGCUGCGGCCGAUUCAUCUAUCAAGUUCCUCGCGUCGAGCCCGACUACUCGACCUGAUCUCACCUUCCUGGCGGCGUACAACAAGGGUAAUCUCAGAUUCGUCAGCAGCCAUCUCGCCUGCUUCGAUGGUGGCAACUUUAUUCUUGGUGGUCUCGUUCUCAAGGAACAGAAAUACGUUGACUUUGGCAUCAAGCUGACCGAGGCCUGCCACGAGACGUACAAGCAGACGGUAACUGGAAUCGGACCAGAAAUAUUCCUCUGGCAAGAUGACAGGCCACCAGUCAACAAGACACUCAACCCCGACCCGCCCGCCAACCAGAUAGAGUUCUACCAAAAGGCAGGCUUCUGGAUAAGAGAUGACGGUGCGGGUUACGUUCUUAGACCCGAGGUCAUUGAGAGUCUCUACUACGCCUUCCGCGCCACUGGCAACAGCACGUUCCAGGACUGGGCCUGGGAUGCUUUCCUGGCCAUCAAUAAGACUUGCAGCGUAGGAAGCGGCUUCUCGUCCAUCACCAACGUCCAGGAUCCGAAGGGAGGGACGGCUGAAGACUUCCAGGAGAGUUUCUGGUUUGCCGAGGUUCUCAAGUACAGCUAUUUGAUCCAGGCAACGGACGCCAAGGUUCAAGUCGAAGUGGCAGACAACAAGUUCGUUUUCAACACUGAGGCGCAUCCGUUCCAGAUCGCCUAG
This is a messenger RNA of Colletotrichum orchidophilum, 1554 nucleotides long. RefSeq names its product glycosyl hydrolase family 47. The record is from RefSeq and is a predicted model, not a curated record. Gene Ontology annotation, molecular function: calcium ion binding; mannosyl-oligosaccharide 1,2-alpha-mannosidase activity. Lineage: Eukaryota; Fungi; Ascomycota; Sordariomycetes; Glomerellales; Glomerellaceae. The transcript has 4 exons. Gene Ontology annotation, cellular component: Golgi membrane; endoplasmic reticulum. Bases 1 to 1554 code for a protein of 517 amino acids. Gene Ontology annotation, biological process: N-glycan processing; carbohydrate metabolic process.